Molecule: messenger RNA, 594 nt
Organism: Setaria italica (foxtail millet)
Lineage: Eukaryota; Viridiplantae; Streptophyta; Magnoliopsida; Poales; Poaceae
Product: ethylene-responsive transcription factor 1
Exons: 1
Coding region: 1-594 (197 amino acids)
Biological process (GO): regulation of DNA-templated transcription; ethylene-activated signaling pathway
Molecular function (GO): DNA-binding transcription factor activity; DNA binding
Source: RefSeq, a predicted model, not a curated record
AUGGCGUCGGCGACGAACGAGCUAGCUCCAAUGGCGUCGCCAUGGUCGCAGGAAACACAACGGCCUACAGCGGCGGCUGCGGCCUCGGUGCGGCGCGGCUACUGCGGGGUGAGGCGACGGCCGUCGGGCAAGUGGGCGGCGGAGAUCCGGGACCCCAGGAAGGCGGCGCGCGUCUGGCUCGGCACGUUCGUUACCGCCGAGGACGCGGCGCGCGCCUACGACGCCGCGGCGCUCCGCCUCCGCGGGAGCCGCGCCAAGCUCAACUUUCCAGAGGAUGUCUUGUCGCUCGGCCACAUGCCGGCCGCUGCGGGCUCUCGGCAGCCCGGCUCCGGCUGGGAUCGCACCAUGGACCAAUCGCCGUGCCCGGAGAUGGUGCGCCGGAGGGAGGCGAUGGAUGGGUUCAUCGGCGGUGGCAAUGGCCGGUUCUUGGGUUUUUGGAGCAUCGGGACUUCGUCGCCGUCGCCGACGCCGAAGCCUACAUGUUCGGCUGCUCCCGUCGUCGCUCCUCUGCUUUCUGAGAGCCACGGAACAGGGAGCAGUGGAAUAGAAGACGACGCAUAUGGUGUUUGGGAAAGAACCAACAGCGCGAGAUAG